Messenger RNA from Aspergillus viridinutans, 1296 nucleotides. RefSeq lists its product as uncharacterized. NCBI's taxonomy places the organism in Eukaryota, Fungi, Ascomycota, Eurotiomycetes, Eurotiales, Aspergillaceae. Gene Ontology annotation, molecular function: guanyl-nucleotide exchange factor activity. The record is from RefSeq and is a predicted model, not a curated record. Bases 1 to 1296 code for a protein of 431 amino acids. Gene Ontology annotation, cellular component: cytoplasm. The transcript has a single exon.
AUGGCACUACGACUAUACGGAUGCGGCGAGAACAGCGAUGGUUACCUUGGUGAACCUCGAUCCUGCCUGCGUCGCUCUGUCGGCGAAAAGCAUUGCUGCGAACACAAUAAUCAAGGAAAAGAUUGUUUAUACUGUCCGCUAUGGCCGCUCAAACUUAGAUCUUUAACAAAGCCCAGCCAGAAUAUUCGCAUCAUCAGCUGCGAUGAUGGGCCCACGUUUGUGCAAGCUGACGAUCAUUUGAAACAUCUUAGCCAUCAUCCUCUUGACGAUGAUGAACUCGCCGUUGUCACGGAUGCAAUACACCCAAGCCGGAUCGAACAAGCUAUUGUGCUGUCAGGAAGCCAUAGGGCAGCCUUUCUCUGCAAUAACGGGAAGCUGUAUAUCCUCCUCACACAGGAUGGGAAUGAUCGACCUUCCACGCGAGUGAAUUCCAUUCCGGGAAGGCAAAUCUCUCAUAUUGCGGUACGGAGUGCGCGCAUGCAUAACCCGGCUCUUAUCUCAGGGGCAGUUGCCCUCGUUCUCGAAAGUGACUCCCGCACCGUUGUUUCCUUCGACUCAUGGCUGCCGAUGAUUGCCUGGCUGACGGACAAUGAGACCAAGCAAGACCCCACAUACUCGGUGACGUUUGCAACUCCUAUAGUCAAGCUUACCAGUAAAUUCGCUGCGCUCGACGAGGCUGGUACUGUGCAUGUCUGGGGUGAAAAUGGAACCGUUCAACCUCCCGAUCCACCGGACGAGGAUGAAGCGUUUGAAGAGGCAUGGAAUCGUUAUGUUCUUUUUGGUGAUCCAAUCCAACGAUGGCCAUCUCGACUACCUGAAGCACUGGAUUACACGCCUCGGAGCUUACCACUACCGCCUAUCGAAAAGCUGGCAACAGGGGGAUGUUACAAUGUUGGUAUCUCUCGUGCGGGACAGCUGUUCAUCUGGAGCUACAGAUCGGAGAAAUGGCCCGAAAUCGCAGAUGUUAAUCCGAUGAGCGCUGCCGAGUUCAAGGAAGCUGUCAUUACGACUGAUACUGGCAACCGCCUCCAGAUCGUCGAUGCAGCUGCAGGACGGGCGCAUGUUGUCGCUUUGGCCGCAGAUGGGUCGCUAUGGUCUGCAGGUGAUGGACUCAAUGGGCAAUUGGGCAUAGGGAUCAGGCAGUUUGGACUAUGCACGGGAGAUGGGGAUACUGAUAUCGCGGCUAACGACACUGGGGAGGAGUUUGCCGUGCAUUGGCAAAAGAUGGAUGCUGCAGGAAUAUGGGCGAUGGACAGAGAUGCGAGGCCGUUUUUUGCGAGGGAGAUCAUACAUUGA